AUGGGGUCUGAGCCAGCGAGCGGAGCGGGGACCCGCAGGAGACGGGAGAGAUCUCCAGAAGAGGGGCUGCGCGCUGUACACAGUAGACAGUGGGCGAUGGCCAGGCGAGCGCUAAUGACAGUCCUGCUUUUCAGUCUAAUCCUCGCUGGUUCUCUGCUGCUUUGGGGCUACGUUUUCCAGGGCUGUGGUCCUGCCCAGUGUGAGACGCCUGUGUGUCGGGACCUCCUGAGUCUUUACCUGGCCUCUGGAAACACCAGUGUGGCCCCCUGCACUGAUUUCUUUAGCUUUGCCUGUGGAAACACCAACAGGACCACUAGUUCUUUUCAGGCUCUUGCAAAGGAGAACAAGCGCCGACUUCAGAGAAUACUGGAAGCUCCAGGUUCCUGGCGCCUGGACUCUGGGGAGGAGAAAGCCUUCCAGUUCUACAGCUCCUGCAUGGACACAGGUGCCAUUGAGGGUGCAGGGGCUGGUCCCCUCAGACAAGUUAUUGAGGAGCUUGGAGGCUGGCCAAUCUCCGGUGAUUGGACUCCCUUAGACUUUAACCGAACUCUGAGCCUUCUGAUGAGUCAGUAUGGUCACUUCCCAUUCUUCAGAGCCUAUUUGCGACCUCUUCCCACCCCUCCGUACACGCCGGUCAUCCAGAUAGACCAGCCAGAGUUUGAUGUUCCCCUCAAGCAAAAGCAGGAGAUGAACUAUGCCCAGAUCCUGCGGGAAUACCUGACUUACCUGAAUCGCCUGGGAACCUUGCUGGGAGGAGACCCAAACAAGGUGGGAGAACACGCCUCCUUUUCCAUCUCCAUUAACUCACAGCUGUACCAGUUUCUGAGGCCCCCGGAGCAGCAGCAGGCACAGGGAAAGCUCUUCCAGAUGGUCACGAUUGACCAGCUGCAGGAAAUGGCCCCUGCCAUCGAUUGGUUGUCCUGCUUGCAAGCGACAUUCGCACCAAUGUCCCUGAGCCCCUCUCAUCCCGUCGCAGUCCAUGACCUGGAGUAUUUGAAAAACAUGUCGCAACUGGUUGAAAAGCAGCUGUCGAAGCACAGGGACUUCCUGCAGAGCCACAUGAUCUUGGGUCUGGUGGGGACCCUUUCUCCAGCCCUGGACAGUAAAUUCCAAAUGGCACGUAGAUUGCUGAGCCAGAAACUGGGGGAGCUGACAGGACGGCCACCCACGCCCGCCCACCCUCGCUGGAUGACGUGUGUGGAGAAGACGGCAGCCUUCUUCAAGCCUACGCUGGCAGCCUUGUUUGUCCGUGAGGCCUUCGGCCCCAGCACCCGAAGUGCUGCCAUGGAAUUAUUCACUGCGAUCAAGGAUGCCCUCAUCGCUCGCUUCCAGAUGCUUCCUUGGAUGGAUGAAGAGACCCGGGCAAAGGUCCAGGACAAGGUCACCCAGCUGCAGGUGAAGAUGGGGGCCCCGGAAUGGGCCUUGAAGCCAGACCCAGCCAGACAAGAAUACAACGAUAUACGACUUGGACCCAGCUUCCUGCAGUCCUUCCUGAGCUGUGUCCGAUCCCGCCGAGCUAGAAUCAUCCGGAGUUUCCUGCAGCCUUUCCCCAACCACAGGUGGCAGGUGCUCCCCUGGGGCGUAAAUGCCUACUAUUCAAUACCUGACCAUGUGGUGGUCUUCCCAGCUGGACUCCUCCAACCCCCGUUUUUCCACCCUGGCUACCCCAGAGCUGUGAACUUUGGCGCCGCCGGCAGCGUUAUGGCCCAUGAGCUGCUGCACAUCUUCUACCAGCUCCUAUUCCCUGGGGGCUGCCCAGCCUGUGACACCCAUGCCCUACAGGGGGCGCUAGUGUGCCUGGAGCGCCACUAUGCUGCCUUUCCAUUACCCAACGGGACCUUCUUCAAUGGCUCCCGCACAUUCCUGGAGGAUGCUGCAGACACGGGGGGACUGGCCAUUGCACUGCAGGCAUACAACAAGAGGCUAUUAUGGUACCGUGGGGAGACCACCCUGCCCAACCUGAACCUCAGCCCCUGGCAACUCUUCUUCCGAAGCUAUGCCCAGGUGAUGUGUAGGGACCCCAGCACCCAGGAUCCUCAGGACACUCACAGCCCUCCUACCCUUCGAAUCCACGGGCCCCUAAGCAACAGCCCAGCCUUCGCCAGACACUUCCACUGUCCCCACGGCACCCUCAUGCACCCCUCCAGCCGCUGCCAGCUCUGGUAACCCAGCUGGCUCCCAAAGAGACCUCAGUACAGGUGUAUCAGCAUCUCCCUGCCCCA
Messenger RNA from Lagenorhynchus albirostris (white-beaked dolphin), 2222 nucleotides. RefSeq names its product Kell metallo-endopeptidase (Kell blood group) (gene KEL). NCBI's taxonomy places the organism in Eukaryota, Metazoa, Chordata, Mammalia, Artiodactyla, Delphinidae. The transcript has 18 exons. Gene Ontology annotation, cellular component: plasma membrane. The coding region runs from base 1 to 2166 and encodes 721 amino acids. The record is from RefSeq and is a predicted model, not a curated record. Gene Ontology annotation, biological process: protein processing. Gene Ontology annotation, molecular function: metalloendopeptidase activity.